AUGAAUUCGAGUAAAAGCCACGGUACAUUUAAAGAAAUGACCUACAGAGCUUAUCAAUCUACUUCUGCUGAAGUCAGGGACGGGUAUACCGUACAACAACACCAACAAUAUAGAAAAUACCUAGAGCAACUCAAAAUGGAAUUUGAAGAGAGAUGGUGUAAAAAGUUAAAAUCUAAUACAAAUUUCUCCGACCUGGAACGAAUUCGAACCUUAGGAACUGGGGCUUUCGGAAGAGUGGUUCUUCUAAAACAUUCGAAUACUAAUAAAUAUUACGCAAUGAAAAUACUGGAGAAAGGAAAAAUUAUAAAGAUGAAACAAGUUGAUCACACACUGUACGAAAAGCGGAUAUUGGAAGCUAUGCGAUUUCCUUUCACCGUGUCUAUGGAAUUUAGUUUUAAAGAUAACAGUUAUAUUUAUUUUAUAAUGCCAUUCGUACCUGGGGGUGAAAUGUUUAGUCACCUACGCAAAAUGGGCAAGUUUGAAGAGCCAAUUGCGAAGUUCUAUGCUAGUCAAGUAAUAUUAGCGUUAGAAUAUCUUCAUUUCUGCGAUCUCGUUUACCGAGAUUUAAAACCUGAAAAUAUACUAAUCGAUAAGAAUGGAUAUCUCAAAAUUACUGACUUUGGAUUUUGUAAAAAACUACAUGGUAGGACAUGGACUUUAUGUGGAACGCCAGAAUAUUUGGCACCUGAAUUAAUUUUAAGUAAAGGUUACGGUUUCUCUGUAGACUGGUGGUCCUUCGGAGUUUUACUAUAUGAAAUGAAUGCAGGCUAUCCUCCAUUUUACGCCAACGAUCCAAUGAAAACGUAUGAGAAGAUUGUUUCGGGGAAAUAUCGCUGUCCGUCGAAUUUCAAUAGUGAUCUGAGAGAUCUUGUGAGGAACACUCUUCAAGUUGACAUUAGCAAACGUUUCGGAGUGAUGAAAAAUGGUGUACUGGAUUUCAAAAACCACAAAUGGUUUAAAGGUAUAGAGUGGGAGGCUAUACUGAAUUGUCGAUGGACGCCUCCGUAUAUUCCCAAAUGCAAGCAUCCUGGAGACACUACAAAUUUCGAGCGUUAUGACGAGGAACCGAUACUAUCAUCGUCACACUGCCGAUUUGAAUCAGAAUUCAUUGACUUUUAAAUUACCGACUAAUUGU
This is a messenger RNA of Pararge aegeria (speckled wood butterfly), 1135 nucleotides long. Its product is annotated as cAMP-dependent protein kinase catalytic subunit 1-like. Gene Ontology annotation, molecular function: cAMP-dependent protein kinase activity; ATP binding. Gene Ontology annotation, biological process: peptidyl-serine phosphorylation. Gene Ontology annotation, cellular component: nucleus; cAMP-dependent protein kinase complex. Lineage: Eukaryota; Metazoa; Arthropoda; Insecta; Lepidoptera; Nymphalidae. Bases 1 to 1119 code for a protein of 372 amino acids. The record is from RefSeq and is a predicted model, not a curated record. The transcript has a single exon.